CCACGUCAUUUCCUCUCAUUUUCUCCAUCAAAAUCCCCAAUUAAAAAUUCCCAGAGAGAAACGAAAGCCUAAGCCAUGGCGAUGGCUAGUCUCCAGAGAUUUUCCUCACAAAUCUCACGAACUCCAUCACUCAAAUCCAUAAUCAGAUCAACCACAACAUCAACAUCAACAUCUUCAAAGAAAGUAUCAGAUCGGAUCGUGAAACUAUUCGCAAUCGAUUAUGAAGGUCAAAAACGUGAAAUCAUAGGAUUAUCAGGUCAUACUUUACUAAAAGCAUUAACAAAUAAUGGUUUAAUAGAUCCAGCUUCACAUAGAUUAGAAGAUAUUGAUGCUUGUUCAGCUGAAUGUGAAGUUAAUAUUGCUCAAGAAUGGUUGGAGAAAUUACCAAAAGCAUCUUAUGAUGAAGAAUAUGUGUUGAAAAGGAAUUCCAGAGCUAGAGUUUUGAAUAAACAUUCAAGACUUGGUUGUCAGGUUGUUUUGACUUCUGAGCUUCAAGGUAUGGUUGUUGCUGUUCCUGAAGCUAAACCAUGGGAUAUCCCAUAAUUUCUGACCAGAGCAUCAUGCAUUGAGAAGGUAAGGAUUUGUUCUUUUUCUUCUUUUGGGAGAUGAUGAAAGAACAAAGAUUUAUAGUGGGAUCUCUUUGUUUUUGAAAUUUGAAUAAAUUUUUGUUGUUGAAACUUCAUUUUGAUGUUGUUGAACUUGAAUUAUUGAUGUUGUACUGAUUCAUGAACGGUACUACUGAAUUUCUUUCGGUUUUUAGUUAUGUCUAUUUUGUGUUUUUGUUA
Papaver somniferum (opium poppy) is the source of this 785-nucleotide messenger RNA. Its product is annotated as ferredoxin-2, mitochondrial-like. The record is from RefSeq and is a predicted model, not a curated record. The transcript has a single exon. Gene Ontology annotation, cellular component: mitochondrion. Gene Ontology annotation, molecular function: 2 iron, 2 sulfur cluster binding. Gene Ontology annotation, biological process: P450-containing electron transport chain. NCBI's taxonomy places the organism in Eukaryota, Viridiplantae, Streptophyta, Magnoliopsida, Ranunculales, Papaveraceae. Bases 76 to 543 code for a protein of 155 amino acids.